AUGGAAAGUGAGAGUGAGAUGCUGAUCCCAUGUUUUGAUUUUCGCAAAGCAUUAGAAGAAGGGAGUGAGGAGUGGAAAACAAUGAGCAAGAACGUGAGAGAAGCGUGUGAGAAUCAUGGUUGCUUUCUCUUCAUGUUUGAUGAGAUCCCAAAGGGUCUACGUGAACAAAUGUUCAUGGGAAUGAGAGCAUUGUUUGAUCUACCCGAAGAAACCAAGAAAAAGCACACGAGUCCAAAACCUUAUAGGAGCUACAAUGGCAAGAACCCCAUCAUUCCUCUUUGUGAAAGCUUUGGUAUUGAUGAUGCUCCUCUACCAGCUAUGGCUGAAGCCUUCACUAACCUCAUGUGGCCUCAAGGAAACCCAUCUUUCAGCGAGACACUGAAGUCUAUGAGCUCAAAGAUGCUAGAACUAAGCUUCCUCAUCCUGAAAAUGAUUGUGGAGGGUUAUGGCCUUCCCCGGCAUUACAAUUUGGAUGUUGGAAACAUGAAGGGCUCUAGUGAUUCACGGUUGAUCAAGUACCAAGUUCCUAAAAGCAACAAUGACUCCAAGAAUGCCCUGUUGCCUCACACUGACAAAAGUGCUUUAACCAUUCUAUUCCAAAAUGACGUCCAGGGUUUGCAAGUGCUAUCCAAAACAGGCAAAUGGGUUGGAUUAGAGGUACCCCAAGAUGGCUUUGUGGUCAUUAUUGGUGAUAUACUUAAGGCAUGGAGCAAUGGGAGGCUUCAUGCAGCCACACACAGAGUGGUGAUGAGUGGAGAGAAAGAGAGGUACUCGUUUGGGUUUUUUGCAAUGCCAAAGGAAGAGGUGAAUAUUGAGGUGCCCAUUGAGUUGGUAGACGACAAAACUCAUCCUCUCCGUUAUCGUCCAUUUAAUUAUGGAGAGUACUUCCAUUACUUUGUUUCAACUCUCAAAGAAAACGCACUUGAAGUGUUUGCUGGGCUUUGA
Abrus precatorius (Indian licorice) is the source of this 945-nucleotide messenger RNA. Its product is annotated as probable 2-oxoglutarate-dependent dioxygenase AOP1. NCBI's taxonomy places the organism in Eukaryota, Viridiplantae, Streptophyta, Magnoliopsida, Fabales, Fabaceae. Gene Ontology annotation, molecular function: dioxygenase activity. The record is from RefSeq and is a predicted model, not a curated record. The transcript has 3 exons. Bases 1 to 945 code for a protein of 314 amino acids.